AAAUAAUUUGACAUUGACAGAGGUUAGGUCUUUCAAUACAGUUUUUUUGUGUCGAUUUCACAAGUUUUGCGAAGUUAACCCUGAAGUGAGUGAAAUAUUUGAUGUUCCUAGGAAUAUCCGUAUAAUUUGAUGUUAAUCAUAAUGUUCAAUGAAGAAUUUAAACCAAAUGGCUGAAUCUUCAUUCUUUAAUUUCCCCACGCUAAAAGAUAGUGAACAGAUUUCUCUACCAGAAGACGAUAGUUGUUUAGACAAUGAAGAUGAAUAUGAUGCUCUCAAUGAUGAAACCUUUGGAGAUAUUGAAUGUGACUCUACUGUCGAUGACUGGGAACAACAACACGAAAAAUUCGCGCAAUUCGCAAAGCAUUCAAGUAAAGAAGACGAAAUAGUUGACAGUUUAAAGGAUCUAGUUUUGAGUUCCUCCCCCCUAAACCUGACUGGGAAUUCUGUCUGGGCUUAUACACCUACUCCAAGAAAUGGAGAGUCUCCAACUAUCCAAAACCUUCUACCCACAGCGCUCCAACGGUCUAAGGUGGAACGCCGGACAGGCAUUGACGAAGUUGAUACCCCCAAGACUAUUCAGGUCACGUCUCCAUUUCAGCAUAACAUACCCAAGUCUACACCCAAGAUAUGUACUGUGGAGGAGCUGGAGAAGAGCCUCAUCAAGACGACCAAUGUCCCUCCCCCCACUCUGCCUGUUCCCGUGAAACCUCCGCCACCCCCGGGUUACCGUUUUGUCACUCCGCCAGGCAUUUUCUUACCACGAGGGUAUCCAAUUCAAGGAUACCCUCCCCAAUACCCGGUGGGCCCCAAUAGGUUCCCUCCAGGUUUUCCUCCUGCUAACAUGGGGACGCCUAUGAGACACGUUAUAUAUCCUCCUAGAUUCAGACCUAUGCCACCGCACUCAUUUCUAAAGGGCAACAACAUCCUUCAAAGACCGCCUCCGGGACUGCCUUAUCCAAAUCAUCUGAAUCAUCAGGGCCCGUCGCAUUUGCAUAGGGGCGGCAUGCCCUUAAUGCCGGCUCACGUGCAGAAUGUGCACCCAAUGCACCAAUACCAACAGCAGCAACAACACAAUCAACAGCAGUAUCACUACCAACAGCGCCAGGAAGGCUCUCGUGAUAAGAACGUAGUCAUAGACGAGUACGAGGGGUUGAUGACUCCCAGGGAGAAGCAGUGGCUUUUGAAUAUUCAAAUGUUGCAAUUGAAUACAGGCACACCUUAUUUUGACGAUUACUAUUACACAAUAUACAAGGAACGGAAGGCCAGAAGCAACAAAGAGAACCAGCAGCAGUUAUUGAGACUUCAGACCGGGCGGCAACGUAGGAACAGUGAUCGACAGGAGAGUCCCCUGACUCCCAAGGUUUACACCCCCCUGCAAUUUGAGAACUCCCUUGGUAAGCUGCAGUGUGGAUCGGUCAUGGCCCCAAGAAAGAUCAUAGACAUGGAUGUGGUGAACUGCGACAAGGACUCAGAAAACACCUCCAUGUCUUCCAGGGACAGCAAGAAAACCAAGCAAUUGCUCCUGGAAUUGGAGGCCCUCUAUACAAUGUUCCUUAAAGCAGAAGACCUAACCAAUGCCAUGGCCAUCAAUAAUCUGAAGACAUUAAAAGAUAUUAAGCUGAAGCAGCGUAUCAGAGAACUGGAGAAUGCCACAACUGUUGAGCAGAAACAUGAGAUCCUUGAGCUGGUGAAAAAGGAGAAUGAAGAUGUGGUGGAGAAUCCCCUCGAUUACAUGCAGAAAAUUGUGAAUACCCUAUUGCAAGAGGAAAAGUUCACAAGUUUUAUGAAUAUCAGGAAGGGAAAGAUAUUGUUACUGAGACUUCUUCCUGCUAUUCAUUCAGAACACUUCUUCCCCCAGAUCGUAGAGAUUUGGGGAAAAUUGUUGUUGAGUAUACCCAUAAUUGGUAGAAGAGAUACAGCAGGGGACAAAAUUUUACCCAAGUUAUAUCCCCUAUUCAAAAGGUAUACCCAGACAGUGAAAAUGGCAAAUAUUCUGGACAAUAUUCAAGGGCUGACAGAGGUAACCAGAUUGGAAAAUAGCCGUAGCACUCCGUUAGGUCACCAGUCUAAAGCACCUCUCUAUUUUGUUUUGAUGAAUCAGUUUGGCUUAUCGGCAAUGACAGCCUUUUUGGUGAGGAGUGAAUUCCUGAUGUCAACUAAUGAAGUGAUCGAAACUCAACAAACGGCUCUGUUUAACUUCAUUAUUACUGUGACUGACCUGCUUAGCCAAAUAUCGAAAAUUCCUUUCCCUCUAGAGGGAAUGUCACAACUAACGUUGAACAAGCUUUGUCAGCGCAUACCUAACCUCAAUGCAGACAGAACCAUGAUACUAAGGAAACACUUUGUUGAGGAGAAGGAUUGAGUUCUUCAUUCAGAUGAACAUUGAAUUACAAUGUGUGAAAAUCACUGGAUAAUGUUGAGCUCAUUUUUUUUUUGUGAAUCCAUAAGUAAGGGACAAAGAUGCCUUGGUUAUAUAUUAACUCCUUUUGAGGUUAACCAGACAAAAUUAAUGGGGCAUUUUUUUAAGCAUUUUUCUUAUAGUUGUUUUUUUUUUGUGGGUUCAGCUGUUUCUUAAUGUCUCGAACUUAUUGGGUAAUUUAUAAUAAUUUAUUCAUGAAAUUAAGGAUCAUUGUUGAGGACUAAUUGUUUAUUGAUUCAGCAAGACAAUUGUUAUAAUUUUUAGAUAUUACCGUAUUUGUAUAUUUUUAUUAUUGAUUCAUCUUUCAGAUUCGAUUUCUUGUUAGUGAUGAUAUAUUUUUUAUCUUGUCUUCAGAUUAAUUGUGAAUUAUGGAAUUUUAAGCAUUUGUAUCAUUUUUAACUACAAUUUAAAUGCAAAAUAUUUGUUUUAAAAUUGCAUUGAUGAAUGUAAUUGUGGAAGAGAUGUAAAUUGAUAAAAAGUUAUAUUUGAUAAUUAUGAGGUUAGAGAUCCACCCAUUUUUUAAUUUUAUUUGAAGAUAUCGAAAUAUGUUCGACAGAUAUCUUUGUUAUUAAGACCUUACUUCCUAUUUAGACGCUUACUUUGAUUAGGUCAAUGUCAAACUAAUAUAUUUUAAUCAAUGUUUGACUACCAUUGCAAAUAAAUUUCAUCCUUAUCAAAA
Messenger RNA from Harmonia axyridis, 3098 nucleotides. It is a transcript of the gene Patr-1, whose product is annotated as protein PAT1 homolog 1. Gene Ontology annotation, biological process: deadenylation-dependent decapping of nuclear-transcribed mRNA; P-body assembly. Gene Ontology annotation, cellular component: P-body. The coding region runs from base 149 to 2362 and encodes 737 amino acids. Lineage: Eukaryota; Metazoa; Arthropoda; Insecta; Coleoptera; Coccinellidae. Gene Ontology annotation, molecular function: RNA binding. The transcript is spliced from 8 exons. The record is from RefSeq and is a predicted model, not a curated record.